Rhea pennata is the source of this 3903-nucleotide messenger RNA. RefSeq lists its product as uncharacterized. Lineage: Eukaryota; Metazoa; Chordata; Aves; Rheiformes; Rheidae. Bases 1 to 1935 code for a protein of 644 amino acids. The record is from RefSeq and is a predicted model, not a curated record. The transcript has 20 exons.
AUGAGCUGCGCCGCGCUGCUGGGGCGCCGGGGGCCGCGGCUGCUGCGGGCCGCCCUCGGGCCGCCGCGCUGGGGCCGGCGGCGCAGCGGCGGCUGCGAGCCGGCGGCGGGCGGCGCCGUGCGCAUCGGCUGCGCCUCGGGCUUCUGGGGGGACACGGCGGCCGCAGUGCCGCAGCUGCUGUACGGAGGGAAGCUGGACUUCCUCGUCUUCGACUACCUCUCCGAGGUCACCAUGGCCCUGCUGGCGGCUGCCAAGGCCCGCUCUCCCGUUUUGGGUUACACUCCUGAUUUUGUCUCCACUGCAAUGGCUCCUUACAUAAAAGACAUUCACAGAAAAGGUGUUCGUGUCAUCAGUAAUGCCGGUGGAAUUAACCCACUUGCUUGUGCAGCUGCCCUUCAGGAGGUGGCAAAGAAAGCGGAUGUUGACUUGAAAAUAGCUGUUGUUGCUGGGGAUGACCUAAUGAGUGAGAAAGAGAACCUGAAAGGAGCUGGUAUCACUGAUUUAGAGAGUGGCAAACAAUUUCCAGAGAGCAUUCACAGCAUGAAUGUGUAUCUUGGAGCAAGACCGAUAAGCAGAGCUCUCGACCUCGGAGCUGAUAUUGUUGUUACUGGUAGAUGUGUUGACAGCGGGAUUGUAUUAGGACCCCUCAUUCAUUCAUUUGGCUGGAAUAGGGACGAAUUUGACUUACUAGCUGCAGGAAGCCUUGCAGGUCAUCUCAUUGAAUGUGGUGCUCAAUGUACAGGUGGAAUAUUCACUGAUUGGCAUGCAGUACCAGACUGGCAUAACAUAGGCUUUCCUAUUGUAGAAUGCUCCUCUGAAGGAGACCUAAUUAUUUCUAAACCACCCGACACAGGAGGGCUAAUCUCUUUUGGCACUGUGGCCGAACAAUUGGUGUAUGAAGUGGGCAACCCUCAGCAUUAUCUCUUACCAGAUGUCACAUGUGACUUUUCUGAAGUUUCCAUCACUGAAAUUCCAGGUAUUGAAGGUGGGGCAGUGAAAGUUCAUGGAGCAAAAGGAUCACCGCCUUCAAAAUUUUAUAAGGUAAGUGCCACUUACCUUGAUGGUUUCAGAGCUACUGCUGUCUGCCCAGUGGGAGGGCCAAAGGCUGUACAAAAAGGAAAACAUACUGCGGAAAGUAUUCUAAAAAGGACUCGUCUUAUUUUCAAUCAGCUUGGGUAUGAAGAUUACAGUGCAGUUAACAUACAGAUUUUAGGGUCUGAAGACACAUACGGACCUCACGCUAGAAGGAGUAUAGAUGGUGGUCCUCGGGAAGCUGUUGUUUGGCUUGCUGUACACCAUAAACAAAAAGAGGCUGUAGAAAUCUUCUCCAAAGAGAUUGCACCAGCUGGAACUGGAAUGGCACCAGGUCUCACUGGAGUUGUUGGAGGACGUCCUAGAGUGUCUCCGGUUUUGAAACCAUUCUUCUUCCUUUAUCCCAAAAGCAAUGUCCAGAUCAACCUAUUUUUAAAUGGACAGCAUGUUGAGACAUUUGAGGAAGAUCUCACAUUUACAUCAGAAGUUGUUUCCUGUGAUCCACCUAAUUUUAACAGUGAAUUGAAAGAUCUGCCAAGUGGUCCACAUACUUACCGCUUAGAAGACCUUGCCUAUACUAGAAGUGGAGACAAAGGCAACUCUGCAAACAUAGGUGUGAUAGCACGGCAUCCCCUCUACUAUCCAUACCUAAAGAAAACUUUAACUGCUCAGGCCUUAGAGAACUACUUCCAACACCUUUUAGAGCGAGAACAGCCUGAAGAAAGACUAGUAACAAGAUAUGAGUUGCCAGGAAUCCAUGGAUUAAAUUUUGUUCUGAAGAAUUCCCUUGGUGGUGGUGGUGUAGCAUCCCUAAGAAGUGACCCACAGGGCAAAGCGCUUGGACAGAUGUUGUUGGAUUUCCAGAUAAAGAAUGUUCCUGAUUUAAAAUCACUGAUAGAAUAACAGGUGUUUGAUACAUGUACUCUUAACACUUCGAGUGGUGCAAAAGUAUAUUAUAAACAAAAACUGUCUUCUGAAGCCAGAUAUUAAAAAGUUACAGAGGGGAAAUUACAGCGACAGUUAACUCUCGGAGGCUUAGCUAUAUGGCACAGAUUAGCAAAUAUUCUGAGUAAUACCAGACUAAUAGCUUUGUCUAUGACUGAUAACAUUUCCUGUCUAGAUAAUACAAUGGAUGAAGAAUUAAUAUAUUUCCUGUAAAAUAAAAUUAAUCAAAUUGCAGUGCAACAAUUAGAAGAUAGCUUUCAUCUUGGCACAAAGGGUUAUCUCUUGUUCAGUCCAUCUGUCUUUUCCUUCUUUAAAUUUUUAUUUGAAAAUUAAAUGGACCAAUAUUGUUGAAUCUUGUGUCAACUGUAUUGGCCCUGUGCUUAGAUUGAAGCUGGAUCACCUGCUGUGUAGCACUGUGAAGUCAGCCCUGUCUGGUACUGAAGAGCAGUUUUCCCAAUAGGACCAUAGAAAAGUAGUAAUUGGUAUUGCUAUGUAGUGACUAAUAGUAAAUACUGACCUUUGAUACACUAAACUUUCAGAGUUUUCUCUAAUAACUGAAAACCUUUUUUAUUACUACUGUUUUCAACAUCUCUUACUAAUUAAUCCAUCAGUUGAAAAGCACUAAACAAUAAUUCAUUGGAAUUCUUGGUAUGGAAAUAAAUUUCGAAGUAAGGCUGGGAGAAUGCUGUGAGCCAGACUGUCUGCUGCCUCCCUUCUGCGAUGGUGCAAUCCUUACAGGGAGAAGGCGGACCAGGGUGGUAGAAGGGUGCCUUGUUUUGCUUCACAGUGGUUACAUCCUGAUUUUGUAUGAGUCCCACCUGGAUUAAGCUAAUUUAACUGUUGUUUGCAUUGUGCUUCCUACAGAAAAGUCGACAAACCUUUCAUAGGAAGGUCUGUCUCCUGCUGUGAAGGAAGAUCAUGUCGAAUGCAGUGCAUUAUGUCUCUGUUCUGACUCACAGUUACCAUCUUCCUAGUUCCCUUUCUCCAUCCAUCCUUCUCCCUUCCUUGGAAGUAUCACCACCACAUACAAAUUAGGCUACUCCUAAGAAAACAUCUUCAGCUGACUAAACGUAGACUCAGAGAUCCAUAUCAUAUUUCCUGGAAUAGUAUCAAGAUGAUGGAACUUCUGGCCCAAUAGCUGUCUGUAUUUCCUCUGCAGUCAGACAUAUAAAUAUUACUCUUGACUGUUCAGGCAUUCUAUGUUCAGAAAUACAUCUUUUUCUGUAUUUGGGGGAGAUUGUAUUAAUUGUUCAGUGCUGACAGAAUGAAGCAUUGCUAAUAUUGGAUUAAAGGAUUAAGUAUUUUUUAAACUUCAGCAGUCUUCCCUGUCAGUGUUUCUAGGUCUUGAUCUGUGCUACUGUUACUAUUACUUUCCUAGCUUCUUGUUAAUGAGGACUAUACACUGAAUUUUUCCUAUCUUUUAUGUCGUUUUGUUCAUUUAACUUGAAGGUAUCAUAAGUGAAAUCUCUACGCAAGUUUGCAGCAGUUUUCCAUUGAAUUCAGUGGAACUAUGAUUUAAUUACACAUCUUCAUUUGUGAUGUAAACAUGUUACUCUCUUAGUCAUCAGUACUGUCUGUAUACAGCGUGGCUCAGUGUGGUUGUCACAAAAAACCUAAAGUUAUGACUUCAUCCCAGAAAAAUACCAACAUCAUAAUUUUAAAGGGGAAGUGGCACACUCUUACUAUCACGUUUACAUUCAUUCUUUGUUAGACAACAGUAAUAAUUUGAAAGUUUAUUUGUUUAAUAAAACAUAGAAAAGUAUUGGGAGAAAACUUUAAAAAAUAGUGAUAGAGACACCUCAGUAGCAAACCUAAAAGGAUAAAAAAGGCUACAGUAAAUAUAUGCAAUUUAUUCAGUGUGCUUUUUAAGUGACCCUGUAAAUGUGUAUGCAGCUAUUUUGGAAUUAAACAUUUAUAAAGCACAGA